Molecule: messenger RNA, 1992 nt
Organism: Ornithorhynchus anatinus (platypus)
Lineage: Eukaryota; Metazoa; Chordata; Mammalia; Monotremata; Ornithorhynchidae
Gene: TMEM52B
Product: transmembrane protein 52B
Exons: 6
Coding region: 285-896 (203 amino acids)
Source: RefSeq, a predicted model, not a curated record
ACAACAGAGUUGGAAGACACGGUCCCAGUCCACAAGGAGCUUACAGUCUAGAAAGAGAGAAGAGGAGCAGAUGGAGGAGUAGAGGUGAAGACUCAGGGAAAAGAGCCAAAGAAAAAAAAAGGAAAGAAAGACAUAAGGAGUGAAGGUCAAAGGAGGAAAGCUUUCGAUCGGAGGGGGGCUCUCAUCGUUCUAGCGGCCUGGGUGUAAGACUGGGGUGGGCCUUGGUUGAGACGAGAGAUACGGGUCUCAGGGUCCGUGACCCCACAGGUGUUAGCACCCCGGCCAUGGUGGCUCGGCACUGGACCCCGAUCUUUCCGGCUCUGGUGUAUCUGUCCCAGGGACUGGAUCAGCAUCAACUUGGCAUUGGACCUAGCAGCUGGGGAGGCGUGGGGGAUGUGUCUUUAUGUCUUCCUCGGGCGAGAGGUGAGGAAGGCUGUGUGAAUUCCGAGCACUGCGGGACCACAGACUGGGUUCAUCUCUGGUAUAUCUGGUUGCUGGUGGUGAUCGGAGGGCUGCUUCUCCUGUGUGGCCUGACCUCGGCCUGUCUCCGCUGCUGCCUGAGCCGCCAGCAGACCGGGGAGGAGGCGGGACCAUCCCCGUACGAGGUGACGGUCAUCGCCUUCGACCACGACAGCACUCUCCAGAGCACAAUCACCUCCCUCCAGUCGGUGUUCGGGCCCAGCGCCCGCCGGAUCCUGGCAGUGGCCCACUCCCACGGCUCCGGGCCCGCGCCGCCCUCCUCUCCGGAAACUCCCCCGGGCUACGAGGAGGCCCUGCACAUGAGCCGGUUCACCGUGGCCCGGUGUGGCCAGAAGGCCCCCGACUUGGCCCCGGUCCCUGAGGAGAGGCAGCCGCCCACCCCGGGGAAGACAGAAGCUCCCCCAUCCGGCCACUGAGGACCCAGCAGCAGUUGCCGCCGAGGGGGACUCCCCGUUGCCGUCCCAGAACCCGUCGAGGGCACCUCCGACUCCUCGCUUCCCCUUCUCGUGGGGCCUGGCGCGGUUCCCGGAGCCCGUUCCCCCAGGAACCCAGAUUUGUGCCCCCCUUUUCCAAGCCGAUUCCCAGCUUAGUCCUCCCCAGCGCUUAGUCCAGUGCUCAGCGCAAAGUAAGCGUUCACUAAACACCAUCAUCCGAUUAGGGUUCCUUCCCAGGGACCGGGCCCCUCGUCUCUCUCUCUCUCUCUCCCCACCUCUCCGACUGAUGGCGGGAGCCGGAUCACUGACUCCGCCACCGGGAUGAAGAAGCAGGACGCUUCUGGCUACGGCUGCCGCAGGCUCCGGUGGGACAGAGAGCGGCUGUGGAGAUCCCUGACACAGCCACGAAAGCUGAGAGGUGUUCCGUGGCAGCCACGACGUCUCAGACUGCUCAGUCAUCCCAGCUGGCCAGCUGCCCAGCAGACUCUUAGGUCGGGAGAGUGCGGAUGGGGCCGUGCCGGUCAUCACCCCGCCCCGACUCGAGCGCCCUCUGAAAUUCUGAAAUCGAUGGGCAGGGCCCGGGUGAGCCCGUGACACCGGGAAAGCCUGCGGAGCUGUGGAAUCGUGAUUAUUUUAUAUCGAUAUCUGAGUCCCCCUCUGGAUAGUAAGCUCGCUGUGGUCAGGGAAUGUGACUGUCAUAUUGUUCUACUGUUCUCUCCCAAGUCUUUAGUACAGUGCUUUGCACACAGUAAGUGCUCAAUAAAUCUGAUUGAUUGAUGGUGACAAACGGCAGGGACCCGGCCACGACUCCACACCCAACCCCAGGUGUUGGAGCCUCCCCGCUGCCCCAGACCAGACUGUGCAGUGAGUCUGAGCAAGGCCCAGGGUGUGGGCAAAGGGACCAAUAAAUCCCUCAGUUCUCCUUUACCAAGCCCCGCACCCUUACUUAUGCUCAUUUCCCGCUUCCCCCGAACCAUCCCCUCCAAAUAGCAGCAGCAGAUUUCAGCGUGGCCAAGUGGAUCGAGCACAGGCCUGGAAGCCGGCAGGACCUGGGUUCUAAUCCCGGCUCUGCCACUCG